Messenger RNA from Anopheles coustani, 3813 nucleotides. It is a transcript of the gene Cph, whose product is annotated as B-cell lymphoma/leukemia 11A. The record is from RefSeq and is a predicted model, not a curated record. The transcript is spliced from 5 exons. Gene Ontology annotation, molecular function: RNA polymerase II cis-regulatory region sequence-specific DNA binding; DNA-binding transcription factor activity. Bases 4 to 3813 code for a protein of 1269 amino acids. Gene Ontology annotation, biological process: regulation of transcription by RNA polymerase II. Gene Ontology annotation, cellular component: nucleus. NCBI's taxonomy places the organism in Eukaryota, Metazoa, Arthropoda, Insecta, Diptera, Culicidae.
AAGAUGCUGUCCACCAGCGAAGAUGCCGGCUUCUACUCGCACAACCGUGAUCAUUCCGAAACGGGAGAAUCGGACGGCACGCAGGAUAUCCUUACAUGCGGGUCCUGUCAGAAAACGUUCGCCCUGUCCGACAUCGUGCGGUUCAUCCAGCACAAAGUGCUCCAGUGUAAUAAGGAAAACUAUGGCCAGUGUUUCACGCAAGGCUCGUCCGGUGGCGCCGAUCGCGACUCGGACGAUGGCCGGCGGCUGAUGUUGGCCAACACUAGCGGCGGCCUCGCGACCCGACGGGCCUCGAUGCCGAACGUGUCCAGCCGAAGCGUGUCCUCGAAGCAGGCGAACAGUACCUCCACCUUCGAUCGGGUCCAUACGCCGCCCCCGACCAGCCCGGCGGAGCUGUUGCGCGAUGGUGCCUCCAGCACACCGAAGCGGCUUGGCGACGAACCAGAAAACGCUUCCACCCACUGCGCGUCGCGAGGAGCCAGCCCGCUCGGUUGCAGCCUGGACGACGAGCACGACCAGAAACCGUCCGUCCGAGCGAUCGAAAUCAAACAGGAGCGCAUGGAGGUCGAUCCGCGGCCCGAGGACCUCGACUACGUCAGCCGGAAGCAACAGACGACCGCACAAUCGCCCCGGCGGAACGGUUCGCUGGACCGGGCGGACGACAUGGCGCUGCGCAAGAGCCGCACACCCAGCACGGUCUCCGACGGUCCCGAACCGCACACGGUCAACAGUGAACCCAGCAAUUACGUGUGCUCGACGUGCAAAACCAAGUACCAUUCGGCAUGGCGGCUCGUACAGCAUGUCCAGCACGCCCACGGCGUGAAAAUCUACGUGGAGUCGCUGGCUAGCACCGGCAACCAGGAUGGAGGAGCCGCUCCGACCGAGGACUCCGACGCGCCGGAAUCAGCAGCAGCCUCCGAUGAAGCUACGCCACGAGACGAACCUGAAACGAUCUGCUCGGAACGAUGCGCGACCGACACGAGCGAGAUGCUUCCGGUCGAUAGUGCGUCACCAGCGAUCACCACUUCUCCGAGGCCAGCAUCACGGUGUGCGAGCCGUAGCCGAAGAGAUGUCUCGCUGGACACGACCACUGAAGAGAAGGACCAAGCACGUGACGUUCGGGAAAAAGACUCCCAAGAGAAGGUUACGAUGAACGGUGUGGAGAGGAAAGAACAGAGGGUGCUUAACGGAGAUGGGUAUGGGUCCGACGAGGAGAUCGAGGUGCGACCGAAGCGGACCAAGUUGUCAAAUGUAAGCAACAGCAGCUCGGACGGUGGCGAAGGUAAAGUGUCCACCGGCAGCCCGAAAGAGGUGAUAGCCUUAUCGCUCACGAGUCCACAAGCGCUGAUGGCACCGUCCGCCGCUUCGAGGCAAUCGACCACACCGCAACCUCCGUCUAUGCAGUCCCCUUCGCACCAUCAAUCACCACCUGCCUCGAGUGUUCCCGCCUCGAGCAGCGCGAUGGCGACGGUCACGACUCCCAUCACGACCACUCCGGCGCGUUCCGAAUCGACACAGAGUUUGCCACCGCCGGGAUUGCGCGGCCAUCACACACUGUUGCCCCCGCCGGAGAUACACCAGAAUCCGUUCGGACUGCUACGAAUGCCCCACCAUCCGCACAACCCGCUGUUCGGGCGGGCGGCUCACCAUGAUUUCCGCAUGGAACACCUCAUGUCGGAGCAGUUCCGGAACCACGGCCUGAACCUAGCAGCCGCCGCCGUUGCCGCGGCUAACCAGCUGAAAUCGCACAGCCAACCGUUUACCCCCGCCACCGGAGCGACCGCCUCAGAGCGGCCACCAUCGGCGGGAGCGGCCGCUGCAGCCGCCGCCGCCCUCACCCUCACACCGGGCGUGCCGGGAUUGGAGCCGCACAUGGACUACUACUCGCAGCGGCUUCGACAACUGGCCGGCACGACCAGCCCCGGGGCGAACAUCACCUCCAACUCGUCCAACUCGCCCAGCCCCCGCAAGCAGCCACACUCGCCGUCGCAUUUCGCCAGUCCCUCGCCCUCGCAGCUCCCACCCACGCCACUCACCAACAACUCGCGCCCGCAAAGCCUUACGCCGCCGGAGAAGCACACUGAGCUGGGGCUGGACGCCGGUAGCCUCAUGGCCAAUACGCCCCGCUCGGCGUCGACGCCGCCGAAUAAGCAGAGCCAGCACCACAACCACCAGGCGUCGGACGGUGCGCUCUACUCGUGCGACUUCUGCGGCAAGAAGUUCCGAUUCCAGAGCAACCUGCUCGUCCAUCGGCGGACGCACACGAACGAGCUGCCGUUCAAAUGCACCAGCUGUGACUUCUCGUGUGCGCAAGCGUCCAAGCUGAAGUCGCACAUGAAGCUGGUGCAUUCGCGCACCCGACCCUCGGUGGCCAUCAGCGAACCGGACACGGCGAGUAACGUGGACUCGAUCGAGAGUGACUCGGACGAUUCGGACCACGACCUGAUGGACGCGGAUGAUCUCGAUGCGGAUGGGCGCGACGGUGAGGAUCGGCAUAUGGCGCACGAUGGUGACGGUGAGGACGACGACGACGACGAGGACGAUGAUGAGGACGAUGAGGCGGAGGAUCUGAGUAUGAGCAGCACCCAGAGUCAGUCGAAGAAAGACGGUGGCUCGCUGCAGAUGUCCACGUCGCUUGUUGGCGAGCUGAUGGAUAAGUUCGGACUGUCCAACAUCGCGCAGUACUCGGAGGCGUACAAGCAGGCCCUACAGGAGUCCGGUAACGCACUCAAGCUGCAGCUGACGAGCAAGGAUCGGGACAACAACAACAGCGCCAUGGCCAUCCCGGGGUUGGCGGAAAAGCUGAACGGAUUGCCGACGGCGCUGCGGAUCAAGGAGGAGUUGGCGAAGAACAUGCUUCAGCACCACAACCCUCAGCUGCCCCAGGUACCGCUGUUCAAUCCUUUCGAGAACCCGUUCGAGGCGUCCAAGCGAAUGAAGCUGGAGGGUGGUGAAAGCUGGUGGGGCAUCCCCGGACUGCACCGGAACGAGUCACUGUUCGAGAACAUGAAACCGGGUCGUGACGGAGGAGUGCGAGGCCCUUCCGGCGGUGGAGGAUUGCUUCAGCCGAUGAUGAAGAAAGAGAGUAAGCUGCGCAAUGACACGUGCGAGUUCUGCGGGAAGGUGUUCAAGAACUGCUCCAACCUGACUGUGCACCGACGGAGUCACACCGGAGAGAAGCCGUACAAGUGUGAGCUGUGUUCGUAUGCCUGCGCCCAGAGCUCAAAGUUGACGCGCCAUAUGAAGACGCACGGGCGGCUCGGGAAGGACGUGUACCGGUGCCGGUUCUGCGAGAUGCCCUUCAGCGUACCUUCCACGCUCGAAAAACACAUGCGCAAGUGUGUCGUAAACCAGGGCAAACUGCAACAACAGCAACAGCGUGAACUGCAGCAACUCCAGCAGCAACAGCAGCAACUGCACCAUCAACAAUUAGCCGCCCAGCAAAUGGCCGCCGCCGCCGCAGCCGCCGCACAGCGUGACCGCGACCAUCAUCGCGACCGUGAACGUGAUCGGGAUCGUGAACAGCACCACCAACACCUGCACCAUCAGUCGCAGCAGCAACAGUCGGCGGCCAUCCUAGCAGCCGCCGCAGCCGCCUCACCAUCCCAUGCCGGAGCGCCUCAAAUACCGCCCGGCUUACUGUUGCCUCCACUGCCAGCCGCCGUCGCAGCAGCCGCCGCCGCAGCCGCCGGCGUCUCUCCGACGGACGAAAACCUCACGUCCGGAUCACCCUCCAGCUCGUCGUCAUCAGCCGCCGCUGCAGCAGCCGCCGCCGCAGCCGCCCUUAUGAAGGAGGAGGCAGCAUCGGCAUGA